This is a messenger RNA of Daucus carota subsp. sativus, 1663 nucleotides long. RefSeq names its product probable pectinesterase/pectinesterase inhibitor 36. The transcript is spliced from 3 exons. Bases 37 to 1518 code for a protein of 493 amino acids. Gene Ontology annotation, biological process: cell wall modification. Gene Ontology annotation, molecular function: pectinesterase inhibitor activity; pectinesterase activity. Lineage: Eukaryota; Viridiplantae; Streptophyta; Magnoliopsida; Apiales; Apiaceae. The record is from RefSeq and is a predicted model, not a curated record.
AGUUACCAAUAUGUUUUUCUGAAAUAUUGUGGAAAAAUGUGUAGAAAGUUCACUACCUUUCUUCUUGCGCUGCUUCAUCUUUUAGCCGUAGUUAAUGUAAUCAGUUGCCAAAAAGAUGAGCCAGAGGUGAUCCAAAAGGCAUGGUCAGGGGUGGUGGAAGCAAUGGAUGGGAUUCGGGUUUUAAUGAGCCUCAAGGGGUCUAAUUAUAAUGAGUCGAGUUAUCGGAGCCUUCAUUUGGCGGCUUUGAGUGAGUGUGCUAGGCUAUAUGAAGACACUGAGCCGCGCCUGGCGAAGUUGGCUCAUGGCGAGGAUUACAGCGGGGAUGAUGCGGUGGCUUGGCUUAGUGCGGCGGCAAGUAGUCACCGGAGUUGUAUGGAUAGCUUGGAAGAGAAGGGGCUGGCCACGGGUGAUAAUCAUGAAGGAGCUUAUAAGAACUUGUCAAUGUUGAUUCAAGAUGCAUUGGCCUUUUAUGGAACCAAAAGAACUACAGAAAGUAGAGUCCAGAAAAGUCUAAAUCUUGGGCAAAAUGAGGGCCUUCUGGCAUCAUGGAGUGCAGCAUCCUCGAAGGCUGAUCUUGUAGUGGCUCAAGAUGGCUCUGGCAAUUACAAGACUAUUAACAGCGCUGUCGAUUCACUAGCAGAAUUGGGUGACAACCGACCACAACGGGUGAUAAUCUACGUGAAAUCUGGUGUGUACAAGGAGAAGGUGGAUAUCAGGAGAGAGCUAAAAAAUAUUAUGUUCGUUGGUGAUGGUAUCGACAAAACUAUUGUGACAGGUGAUAAAAAUGUUAGAGAUGGUGCCACUACUUUCACCUCUGCUACAUUUGGUGUUUCAGGGGAUGGCUUUUGGGCAAGGGACAUGACAUUUGAGAAUGCGGCAGGGCCAGAGAAACAUCAAGCAGUUGCUCUGAGAGUUGCUUCAGACUUUUCAUUGUUCUACAAAUGCAGCAUAAAAGGCUACCAAGACACUCUUUUGGUGCACUCCUUGCGACAAUUCUAUCGUGAUUGUCAAAUUUAUGGCACCAUAGAUUAUAUAUUUGGUAACGCUGCUGUGGUUUUUGAAAAUUGCGACAUAUAUGUCAGAAAGCCGAUGCAGCACCAGGGUAACAUGAUAACAGCACAAGGCAGGCAAGAUCGUCUAGAAAAUACAGGAAUCUCAAUAAUACAUUCCAGAAUUUUACCUGCACCUGAUCUUAGUGCUGUCAAAGACCAGUUCAAGACCUUCUUAGGCCGGCCCUGGAAACAGUAUUCAAGAACCGUGAUUCUGAAAACGGACUUGGACGGUUUAAUUGAUCCGAAAGGAUGGACUGAAUGGAGGGGCGAUUUCGCUCUUUCAACGCUCUAUUAUGGAGAGUAUAUGAAUACCGGAAAUGGAGCUGCAACAACACAUAGGGUGGAUUGGCCUGGAUUUCACGUGAUAAAAGAUUCUAAUGAAGCUAAUUCUUUCGCUGCUAAGAAUUUCAUCAAUGGAGAUCGGUGGAUUCCUGCAACUGGUGUGCCAUUUUCGCCUUAUAUUUAAAAAUUAAGCAUAAUUACUAAGUAAGCAUGCGUGGGUGAUGUUUAUCAGUAUAUGGUGACUAUUAAGAGGGCAAUAAUCUUUAACACUCUGAUAGAAUAAAAUGGACUAUGUAAAAGUUUAUUAUGUAUUGACGUAUUGCACAGUA